Messenger RNA from Hibiscus syriacus, 495 nucleotides. RefSeq names its product mannose-6-phosphate isomerase 1-like. The coding region runs from base 1 to 495 and encodes 164 amino acids. Gene Ontology annotation, biological process: GDP-mannose biosynthetic process; carbohydrate metabolic process. Gene Ontology annotation, molecular function: zinc ion binding; mannose-6-phosphate isomerase activity. Gene Ontology annotation, cellular component: cytosol. The transcript is spliced from 3 exons. The record is from RefSeq and is a predicted model, not a curated record. Lineage: Eukaryota; Viridiplantae; Streptophyta; Magnoliopsida; Malvales; Malvaceae.
AUGGUGAAGGCUAAUGUCGACAAGGUGAAGCAGCUAAGAGCUUGGGUUCAAAACUAUGAUUGGGGAAGAUGGGGGACCGAGGCACAGGUGGCGAGGCUUUUGGCUUUGAAUUCUGGGUCUGAGAUUAAGCCUGAUAGGCCAUAUGCUGAGUUUUGGAUGGGAAACCAUGACUCAGGGCCAAGUUUUAUGGCUGAUAACAAUGGAGAAGGUGGGAAUUUGAGUUUAAAAGAUUGGAUUUUGAAGAAUCCAAAUGUGCUUGGUCACAAGGUUUUGAAAAAAUGGGGGCAUGAUCUUCUUUUUCUGUUCAAGGUACUUUCAGUGGAAAAACCCCUUUCAAUACAGGCACAUCCGGAUAAAGAAUUGGCCAAAGAAUUGCAUAAGUUGAAGCCAAAUCUCUGUAAGGAUGCUAAUCAUAAACCUAAGAUGGCUUUGGCCAUAACAAAAUUUAGGGCCCUUUGUGGGUUCAUUACUCUUGAGGUCAAGGUUCGUCUCUAA